UGUGUCGUGAGGUCCCGCGGGCGGCGGUGCGGAGCGGGCGUCGGCGUCGCCAUGUCUCCAGGCAGCGGUAUCAAGAGCGAGUACAUGAAACGCUACCGGGAGCCGCGCUGGGACGAGUUCGCGGCCUGCUACCGCGAGCUGCGGCGCUACCGCCUGGGGCGCCGGCUGCUGGAGCAGGCGCACGCGCCCUGGCUCUGGGACGCCUGGGGCCCGAGUAGCUCCUCCGACAGCUCGGCCUCGUCCAGCCCGGCCUCGGCCAGCCCCGCGCCCCCGUGCUCGUCCGCCGAGCCUGCAGAGCCCGCGGGGCAGGAGGAGCCGGAGCGACGGGACGCGGAGGCCGGGGACCCCCGAGUCACGGGCGAGCCGGACGCGGCGCAGUCAGCACUACUGGUGAAAGAUGGAGAAGGAAAACCAGAACCAGAACCCAGAACAAAAGAUACAUCUGACAAACCAGAACCCAUAACAAAAGACACAUCUGACAAGUCGCCCUCCAGCAUCAAGCCUGGACAGCAACCAAGUGCCUUAUUUGCUCUAGAGAAUAAGAAAUCAGUCAGAAGUCCGCAGAGGUCAUCAAGUCAAAUAAAGGAAAACAAGCACCCAUUUGCUCUUUAUGGCUGGGGAGAGAAACAGAUGGAUACAGGGAAUCAGAAGACCCACAAUGUCUGUGCAUCUGCCUCUGUGAAUGAGAUUCACGAAUCAGCAUUAAGAGCCAAGAACAGAAGACAGGUGGAGAAAAGGAAACUGGCUGCUCAAAGGCAGCGUGCUCACUCCGUGGAUGUGGACAAGAGCAGGAAGGUGAAGGUCUCCACCGAGAACCCGUGGAUGACGGAGUACAUGCGUUGUUACUCAGCAAGGGCCUAGGAACUGCUUGUUCUAGAAUGUGCUCAUGACAGAAGAGAAAGGAAAACGAGAACUAUUAAAUGAAACCAGUGGUUUGAAGAAACACUGAACAUGCAAGGCUUUUCUUAGGGAAUUUUCAGAAGGUCAUUUUAUUUUGGUGAAUAUCGGUCACCUACCUCAGUAGUAGGGAGAGAGUCAAAGCCAUAGACAUUCAGUUACUUACAAAGACAAGUCUCUAAUCUGAUAUUCUUGUAAGAAUUUUAAAACAUCUUUAUCUUUUAAGAUACACCAAAUGCCCUUAAACGGCUACAGAUACGUCUUGACAGACAUCUCCUUUAGUGUAGCAGAGCCCCUCUCAUCCGGUUCUGAGCCUUGCCACAUCCCAUUGUUUGUGGGAUUAUUCCAUCCUGCAGCACAGGGCUCUAUUUUAUUUUAUUUUUUACUUAACUAUAUGUAGUUUUCUUUGCAAAGGAGUAUCAAGUGAAAAAUGGUUUUCAUUACUAUAAUUGAUUCCAUUUGUAAUGAGACUAGAACUUUGGUAGCUACUAAAAAUUAAACAAUGUAUUUAUUUUUCAGAUUGCAUCACUUUCUGUGUAGAUUGUAAUAUCUGGGCAAGGCAAGGGUUACUUUCCCUUUAAAUGAUCAUCUAGGCAUUUAUGUGGUAGUUUAAUAGUUUAAAUACAUUCUGGUGAGUUAAGUAAGUUCAGUGGGUUAGAAUAGUAACGAGGUUUCUUUUGAGUCAGAGUUUCAACUUUUUUAAAUUGCAAUAUUUGUGUUUAGAACAUAUGAGGUAGUCAGCUACUUGUUAGUCUGGUCUUUUGCUUGCCAUACACUCCCUGUGGACACCUGCCUCUUUUUCAGCAGCUGGCAGUGAUGUUUAGAAUUUGUAAUCUGAAAUUACAUUUAAUGAGUUGAAGUUGUUGCCUGUCAGGAAGAGGUUCUGGGUACAGGCAUGGCCACCUGAUUUCUCUGCAGAGUGUACUGCAAGUUCAGUGAUGAUGGAUGUUUGUAUGUUAGGCUGUCUACUUUACCACUUGAUUCCUGGCUAGCUGGUGGGACAGAUGUACUUAAACAGUGGUUCACUCUUUAGUGCACUUGCCUUUAGGGUCUUAGAGAAUACAGGCUUCCCUCAGUCAGGCAUUCUUCUCUAUCCUGCAGAGAAGACUCUUCUAGAAGGAUGAGUGUUACAUGCUUUUGCAUAUAGAGAGCUGCCCUUUGCCAGCUCUGACUUGAAGAUGUUGGAUGAAAAUCUGGUGUUAGACACCAGGUUGAACAUUUCCUUGGUGUUUUUAUUCUGUGUCUUACAGGUCAAUAAUCACUUCUUAGAACACAAACUGGUUUCAUUCCAUAUAAAAUUGUAACUGUAUUAAGCUUUGGAAAUGCAUUUUGAAGAAUAAUGUUUUUUAAAAAAUAUUUAAAGAUAUUUGCAUAGUUUUGUAUAGUCUCUUUUAUGUGGAGAGCUUUCCUAAUCACUGAAAUGUAUAUUAAAAAAGAGGAAAUUCUC
Dipodomys ordii (Ord's kangaroo rat) is the source of this 2344-nucleotide messenger RNA. It is a transcript of the gene Ccsap, whose product is annotated as centriole, cilia and spindle-associated protein. The coding region runs from base 52 to 861 and encodes 269 amino acids. Gene Ontology annotation, molecular function: microtubule binding. The transcript is spliced from 3 exons. NCBI's taxonomy places the organism in Eukaryota, Metazoa, Chordata, Mammalia, Rodentia, Heteromyidae. The record is from RefSeq and is a predicted model, not a curated record. Gene Ontology annotation, biological process: regulation of mitotic spindle assembly. Gene Ontology annotation, cellular component: cytoskeleton; spindle; axon.